Messenger RNA from Exophiala mesophila, 5307 nucleotides. RefSeq lists its product as uncharacterized. The coding region runs from base 188 to 5137 and encodes 1649 amino acids. The record is from RefSeq and is a predicted model, not a curated record. Gene Ontology annotation, biological process: regulation of ARF protein signal transduction. Gene Ontology annotation, molecular function: guanyl-nucleotide exchange factor activity. Lineage: Eukaryota; Fungi; Ascomycota; Eurotiomycetes; Chaetothyriales; Herpotrichiellaceae. The transcript is spliced from 2 exons.
CUGUAGACCAUACAGGCCAUAGAACUCAAAGGACACAUCUUCUCCCGGUCAAGAGCAUGAUAUGAUUCCAUUCCAAACGAUAGAGUUCCGGUGCCACGGCCAAGGCACAAUGACAGCUUGACCUUCACCUGCGAUCGACACCCUCUCUUAACAUUUGUCCGUCGACCACCCUGGGAUCACAUAAACAAUGACCAACCUGAUAAAUCCUGAUGCUGCGACACAGGAGCCCCGAUCCCCUCUCCCAGAUCUCUCUAGACUCUCAAUCGAGCCUUCCCAUGUACCAACAUCGCCCUACCUACUGACCGAGAUGUCACUCGAUCGCUUUCCUACCAUAGCAAUCGAUCCCAUUGCGCUUAUAACUACAGAAUGUAUUACAAUCACCUCGGCCAUGCGCAAGCAUGCUCGGUGGGCCCAAUCAUCAGUCUCUGCCAUUCUCGGAGGAGGUGCCUCCAGGCUACAGACAAGAGAUCUACAACGACCCGACUCGCAAAGUCGACGCGGGAGCAAGAUGGCCGUCAUUUCCGACCCCAGCAAAGCGACUCUUAAUAUUCCACAUGCUAUGGACGACGACAACGCCAGCUUAGCCAGUCGGUGGGGCCUUCGAGGGAAGAAGGGCAAGAGUCUCCAGGACAAUCCACUCCUAUCUGCCUUUGCCCGCCUGCGGAGAGAUCUGGCUGGGUGCAAAGACGUCUCGACCGUAGACGCACCUGAACUUCUUCACCCAUUUCUACAGGUCAUUCGAAGCUCGUCGACGAGUGCCACGAUCACCAGUCUUGCCGUUAUUUCCAUCACCAAGUUCUUCUCCUACAACAUCAUCUCUAUGAAAAGUCCACGGAUUGCCUUUGCCAUGCACUUGCUAAGUGCCGCAAUCACACACUGUCGUUUCGAGGCAAGCGACACUUCUGCGGAUGAGGUGGUUUUGUUGAGGAUACUUAGACUGAUGGAGAGCAUCAUCUCACGACCUGAGGGUCAAUUACUCGGCGAUGAGAGCAUUUGUGAAAUGAUGAGUACUGGUCUCAGUAUGUGCUGUCAGGCACGGCUAUCAGAAGUACUCCGAAGAUCCGCCGAGAUGGCCAUGGUCACCAUGUGUCAAGUCGUUUUUGGCCGACUCAGGUCACUGAAAGUCGAAGAAAUUCCCAAAUUGAGGAGCCGCUCUAACACAAGAACCACCCUUUUAAGUCCUGCCGAAGAUCUCAAAAUUGAGCCACCAAUGACCGGGAGCGUCAUGGGCAAUGGUGGCCUAUCACGACCGAGUUCCGAAACCGAUGUGCGGGCUAGCAUUGAACCUACCACUGAAGCAAGAGAUCCCUCUGUUCUCCCUCAAACAACUGUCCCCCAGAGUGCGGAAGACGAGUUUGAGAACGUCGAACCAUACUCAUUACCAUCAAUUAAAGAGCUUUUCAGAGUGCUGAUCGGACUGCUGGACCCCCACGAUAAGACCCAUUCAGACCCCAUGAGGAUCAUGGCUUUGAGGAUCAUCGAUGUUGCCCUGGAGGUCGCUGGCCCUUCAAUAGCACAGCAACCCACCCUUGCCGUCAUUGUUCAGGACGACCUUUGUCGACAUCUAUUCCAGCUCGUUCGAUCGGAUAAUAUGGUUUUACUGAACAGCUCUUUGCGGGUGGCGGGAACUUUGCUGGCCACUUGUCGUAAGCUUCUUAAGCUUCAACAGGAGCUGUUCCUGUCGUAUCUUGUGGCUUGCCUCCACCCCCGCGUCGAUAUUCCACAGGAGCCAGGGAUCGACCCUUCCUUGUACGAAGGUGUACCGCAAUCACCGAAGCUCGUCAGACCAGCACCAUCACAACCCAGCAGUGGACGCUCAACACCUAUUCCGAUUAAGGAUCGGCAAAAACUAGGACUAGAGGGCGGUGCUAGGCGGCCCGAAGCACGGGAGGCAAUGGUUGAAAAUGUUGGAACUCUGGUUCGAAUGCCAACAUUCAUGGUCGAACUAUUCAUCAACUAUGAUUGUGAUGUGGACAGACAAGACCUGUGUGAGGACAUGAUUGGCUUGCUCGCCCGCAAUGCUUUCCCAGACUCAGCGACCUGGAGCACCGUCAAUGUUCCCCCGCUCUGCCUAGACUCGUUGCUCAAUUUUAUCUCCUUCAUUGCCGAGCGUCUGAAUCAAGAGGUGCCUUCAUGGGCAGAAAGGCGCACUGAGGACAUGCGACAACAAAGGUUGAGGAAAAAGAUCAUCAAAAGCGGUGCCACCAAGUUCAACGACGACCCUAAAGCAGGUGUGGCUUUUCUGGUGAGAAAUGGCAUCAUCUCAAAUCCAGAUGACCCAAUACAGAUUGCACGAUUCUUGAAGAGCACCUCACAUGUUUCCAAAAAGGUCCUGGGGGACUUCUUGACAAAAAAGUCAAAUACCCAGUUGCUGACGGCAUUCAUUGGUCUCUUCAAAUUUGAAGACAAACGAAUUGACGAAGCGCUUCGAGAACUGCUGGGCGCAUUCCGCUUACCUGGUGAAUCAGCCCUAAUCGAGCGCAUUAUUACAACCUUUACCGAAAAAUACUGCGCAGAAGCAGCUCCCGAGGAAAUCGCAGACAAAGAUGCGGCUUUCGUUCUGACAUACGCCAUCAUCAUGCUAAACACAGAUCUCUACAAUCCCAAUGCUUCCAAGACCCAAAAGAAGAUGACUGCGGAAGAUUUUGGCAGAAACCUUCGCGGCGUCAACUCAGGGAAGGAUUUCCCCAUAGAAUUCCUGCAGGAUAUAUACGAAGCAAUCAGGGACAACGAGAUCAUCCUACCGGACGAACAUGAUAACAAACAUGCCUUUGAAUACGCCUGGAAGGAACUUCUCAUGAAAACUACCGACGCUGGAGAUUUGGACCUGUGUGAAACCAACGCCUUUGAUGCAGAAAUGUUCAAAGCAACGUGGAAGCCUAUCAUCGCCACGCUUAAUUAUGUUUUCAUGUCCGCUUCGGAUGAUGCUGUCUUUUCUCGAGUUGUUGUCGGAAUCGAUCAAUGCGCACAGAUUGCCGCCAAAUACGGCAUUACCGAAGCCUUUGAUCGCAUCAUCUACAGCGUCAGCUAUAUCAGCGGCCUCGCUGCGGAAAUCCCUCCUAGCACUUCGUUGAACACCGAAGUCCAAGUUGGCAACAAGAGGGUCAUGGUCAGCGAGAUGGCUGUACGACUUGGCCGGGAUUUCCGGAUGCAAUUAUCAACGGUGCUCCUGUUCCGAAUUCUGUCAGGGAAUGAAGCUGCUGUUGGCGAGACGUGGAUCUAUGUGGUGAGAAUAUUGAGAAACUUGUUUGUCAAUUCUCUCAUCAAUCCUCCUGAGAUCGAAGGCAGCCGAUUGAAAGGUCUGGAACCAAUCCCGUUGCAGCCACCCUCCCAAGUAAUCGAUCGAGAUGGUAAACUUGGUGAAGGCGGUCUCUUUUCUACCUUCACCUCCUACAUCUCGAGUUACGCCGCCGAUGACCCUCCCGAACCAUCGGAAGAAGAACUUGAAAAUACCCUAAGUUCUAUUGAUUGUGUCAAAGCAUGCAAUGUCGAUGUUGUGAUGAAACAUAUUGCAAGCUUGCCCGCCCCCCAAAUCAAGGCCCUUGUCCAGGCCUUGUUAUCCCAGCUUGAUGACUCAUCACCUGUAGUUUCUGUCAAGCCUGAACGGCCCAUGCCAGUGACAGUCAGGGUCAAUGGUCACCGCAUGCCCAAGGCUGGGCCAGAAUACGAUCCUGGAACAGUAUUCCUACUGGAAUUUGCGACGAUGUUAACACUGAGGGAUGAAGAAACCAUAGGUACGGUGGGAGAGAAUCUGACGGCUUCUCUGCAAAGCGCAGUGAGAGAUGCUGCUAAUCUGCACCCUCUUGCUGCAUCACGGGUUGUACAUUACUUCUUGGAGCUAUUGAAGUACAGCCAUAAUCAAGACUUUAUGCGUGCGCCUGUGGUUUUACAUGCCAUAUCCAGCUUCGACGACACCGUGCUCGACCGGACGGCGAGCACAGUAGUCCAGGGAUUUUCUCUGUUGAUUGCUGAGCCAGAUGCGCUUCGUAAUGAUAUCACGAGUUCUCCCGAUUUCUGGUCCACUCUACAACGGCUACACCAGCACAAGACGGAGGCAGAGAACGUCUUCUCAAUCUUGUCGAUAUUGUCAACAUCAUCACCAACAGCUGUUACAGCUGACAAUUAUGAAGCAACAAUCGCUCUGGCGAACGACUUCGCGGCCGCUGGGUCGAUCGGCUCAAUACAAGAAAAACGACGGGAAUUUGCCGCGAGACGUGGCCAGCAGGCCAAACCCGCAAGGAACGAAGACAUCGUUGUUGUCCAACGCGCUAACAAAGCCAUCGCACUCAUCUACCAGAUCACAAGCCUAGCACCAUCUCUCAUUGAACAAUCGCAUUUGGAGCGUCAAGAGGCAUGGGCAGCCUAUUGGAGCCCCGUCUUUCGAGCACUUUGCGCGCAAUGUGUCAAUCCUUGCCGAGAGAUCAGACACCGCGCCCUUUCAGCAUUGCAGCGAGUGCUUCUUUCAGGAUCUGUGGCAGAUCAUGAAGAGCACGCCGAGUGGACAGCAGUGUUUGACGAGGUGCUAUUCCCGUUGACUCUGCGACUAUUGAAACCUGAGGUCUACCAAUUGGAUCCCACAGGUAUGAACGAAACGCGCAUCCAGAACGCAAGCAUUCUAUGCAAGAUCUUUCUCCGAUACCUCGACCGCCUGGUUACAUGCGGACGGAUGCCGGAUGUAUGGGUCAAAGUGUUGGAACUUCUCGACCGCCUAAUGAACUCUGGGACCGAAGGCGAUGCCCUAGCGGAGGCUGUUCGUGAAGGAGUCAAGAAUGUGCUUCUGGUCAUGGACGGCGCCGAUUACCUCGAACGCAAUGGACUUGCCGCUGGAGUCACACCUCCCAAACCAGUCACACCACGCAAAGACAAACCCGAAACCUCGGCUAAAGAAGAGGAAGAAGGAGAAGAAGGAAAAGAGACCGACGAGGCAGAAGACGAGCAAGACACUACGCCAACCAUUGAGAUAUGGAGCGAAACCAACAGGCGUUUGGAUAGGUUUUUGCCUGGGUUGAUGGAGGAGCUUUUCCCAGCUCCACCUCCCCCUCCCCCUGUCGCUGCCUCGGCUCCUGCUCCUACGGAACAACAGGGCCCUUCAUCCUCUGAAGACCCGGCGGCGGCGGCGGCGGCAAAAGAAGGUUAAAUAGGUUAGACGUAAAGAUCCUGCGCAUUGCAGGCGAUUCGAGUAUACAAAGUUCAAAAACCAUUAGUCGCCAACCGAUCUGCCACUGUAUGUAAACGUAAUGCAUAUGCAGUUGAACAGCCGGGAGCGGUGCUACAGGAUAUCAUAUAUAGUCUCUUGCGAUUAAUUCG